This is a messenger RNA of Suricata suricatta (meerkat), 2707 nucleotides long. RefSeq names its product phospholipid phosphatase 3 (gene PLPP3). The record is from RefSeq and is a predicted model, not a curated record. The transcript has 7 exons. NCBI's taxonomy places the organism in Eukaryota, Metazoa, Chordata, Mammalia, Carnivora, Herpestidae. Gene Ontology annotation, molecular function: phosphatidate phosphatase activity. The coding region runs from base 1 to 882 and encodes 293 amino acids. Gene Ontology annotation, biological process: canonical Wnt signaling pathway; phospholipid metabolic process; phospholipid dephosphorylation.
AUGAAGGCUCCAGGGAAAAGGUUUGCUGUGGGGGGUGACCACAUGGUCCAGUGUCCCCUCUUUAACAGAAACCCCCUACUCGCGGGCCUGCCCUUCCUCAUCAUCGAGACCAGCACCAUCAAGCCUUACCACCGAGGGUUUUACUGCAAUGACGAGAGCAUCAAGUACCCUGUGAAAACUGGCGAGACCAUAAAUGACGCUGUGCUCUGUGCCGUGGGGAUCGUCAUCGCCAUCCUUGCGAUCAUCACUGGGGAGUUCUAUCGCAUCUACUACCUGAAGGAGAAGUCCCGGCCAGCGAUUCAGAAUCCCUAUGUGGCAGCCCUCUACAAGCAGGUGGGCUGCUUCCUCUUCGGCUGUGCCAUCAGCCAGUCCUUCACAGACAUUGCCAAAGUCUCCAUUGGGCGCCUGCGUCCUCACUUCUUGAGUGUCUGCAACCCCGAUUUCAGCCAGAUCAACUGCUCCGAGGGCUACAUCCAAAACUACAAAUGCAGAGGUGACGACAGCAAAGUCCAGGAGGCCAGGAAGUCCUUCUUCUCUGGCCACGCCUCCUUCUCCAUGUACACCAUGCUGUAUUUGGUGCUGUACCUGCAGGCCCGCUUCACGUGGCGCGGGGCCCGCCUGCUCCGGCCCCUCCUGCAGUUCACCCUGAUCAUGAUGGCCUUCUACACAGGACUGUCACGUGUGUCCGAUCACAAGCACCAUCCCAGCGAUGUGCUCGCGGGAUUUGCUCAAGGAGCCCUGGUGGCCUGCUGCAUAGUUUUCUUUGUGUCUGACCUCUUCAAGACCAAGACAACACUCUCCCUGCCUCCCCCUGCUCUCCGGAAGGAAAUCCUCUCGCCUGUGGACAUUAUUGACAGGAACAAUCACCACAACAUGGUGUAGGUGCCGCCCACCUCCUGAGCUGUUUUAUAAAAUGACUGCUGACAGCAAGUUCUUGCUGCUCUCCAAUCUCAUCAGACAGUAGAAUGUAGGGAAAAACUUUUUGCCCAACUGAUUUUAAAAAGGAAAGAAAAGUCUUACUUUGUGGCCUUCCAAAAUAGGUAGCAUUCACCUAUGUGGAAACAACAGGAAACUAACACCAAGUGCCGAAAUCCUGGAUGUGCAAUUGGUCUAAGUGUUCAUGUUCUAGUGAGCACGGGCUUGUUCUGGAACAGACACUAAAAUGAUUUGAGUAGGGUCUGCCAGUCACACUUGUGGCCCGAGGAACCCCAGGCCUGUGAGAAAAGACCAGAGUCACACUGUAGCACACAAUGCCAGAAGUAGCACUGAAUCAAGACAGCAGCCACUGGGGGGGCUCCUGUCUCGGGUCUCUCGGUCCACACCACUCUAAUCUGUGCUGUGACUUUGGUUCAGGAAGUUUGGUUUUGUUUUGUUCAAUAUAAGGGCAGAGCAGGUGUGCUAAGUCAGGCCGUGAGAUCCUGAAUCCAGAUUCCCAGUCCUGAGGCCUUUCUCCCUCACUCCCCCGGCCCACAGACCAGCAGCCACAGCCCCUCACGUUAGCGAUUAGGAGACUCUUUGUGGAUGAGUGAGUUUCACAAAUAGCACAAUUUCAAAAGAGAUAGAGGGUGCUGGCCCUCGUUUGUAUUUUUUGGCCGCAUACUCCUGUGCUGCGGGGACAUCAGCUGCAGGAUGCCCCUGUUGUGUUCACCAGUCACCCGGCACCUGCACGCUCUUGGUAACAGUUAGCUUUGGUCACCUUUCUCCCUGGAAGUCCUUGCUGUGUGCCCACCGGCAGGGGUUGGUCUCCCAGGAGGGUCCUGACACCAGCAAAGGCGUGCUCUGCCGCCGGCUGACGGGAAGCAGCCUUACGCACAAGAGACAUGGGAGCAAAAGGGCAAGAAAGAAAAACUCACCAACCUUUUGGCUACUCAGAGUCAGAAUGAGCCAGAGCAGCAGAUGGUCCUGUGCCUGAGAGGCUGCCCUUCCAGAUCUCGGAGCGGACGAGCAUCUCUGUGGGGGCUGCUCUUGAGAAGCUUUGUAAAGCACUAUUGUCUUGGGGUUGAUCUCUAGGGCAGUUCUUGGUAGGUUCUGCUGGGCAGAACACGUGGGUUAAAUCUCCGUAGAGUUUUUCUCAUCCUCUAUCCGUAAGUGUCCUUCCAAGCAAGGUCCCACGCUGGGCAGUAGACAGGGAUCCUUUCUACUGAACCUUCGAGGAAAGGAGGAAGGAAGAAAUGCUUUCAGAUCGCAGAUGCAAACCUUUCAAAGGGCUAAAUGUAACCACAUGGAUCAAGCACACCUACAUCCUUACUCCAGAAGCCGUCCUUUUCAUUUCCACUUCUAGCAAGCUAUGAUUUUUAUGUAUAAAUAUUAUAUAAAUAAUGUAUAAAACAUUAAAAGUUAACUAUGUAAGAUAUUAUUUCUGAAACAAUUUUAGCUACAUCCACUAUGAUUAUAAACUGUGUCUCGACCUGUGUUAUUUACAUUAGCUGCUUAAAAAAGCAUGGAGUUAAUUUUUUUUAAUAUCAACUAAAAUAUCGUAGUUCUGUGGUAGACAUUGUUUUACAAUGAACGAAAUAACUGCAAUUAGAGAAAACUGUAUAAAAACGUUAAAGUGUCAGUAUUUUUGUAAGGUUCCAUUUUGUAAAGAGAAUAAUAUUCAAAGACUUUUGUAGAAUACAAAGUGAAAACUUGUAUCUGCGAAACUAUACUUGUAUUAAAUGUGCUUUUUAAAUAAAAGCUCAUAACACAACUAAAGAAGGAGUUGGAA